CUAACAAGUAAAACAAAGGGUAAACACAAUUUAAUAGCCAAACAUUUCGUAUUGAAUAAAAUAAUAGCCAAAAUCUUUUCAAAAACAAUUUAUAGCCAAACCGUUAACUUUUCGUCCGGUUAGCUGUUAGUUGACUUUGACGUGGCAAAUUAAUAUACACAUCAGCUUAUAAUUUUUUUUGUUACAAAAAUUGGUUCAGAUUAUUGAAUAUAUAAAUAUAGAAUACAAAGAAAUAAAAAUAGAAAAUGAAAAAACAAUAAACAAGAACAACAAGUCACAAAAUUUCCGGUUGCCACCUUCCGCCGUUCUCUUCCAUCUCUUGCCUCGUGCGCCAUUUUUCUGGCCACCAGAGCCUUGCAAAUCCCAAAUUUCCUCCCUUCCCAGCUCCCACAAAUGGCGAUCGACGACAACAAUUCAUAUUCGGAUCCGCAAAUGUGAGUCUGCCGCAAAAGAAAAACAUCCCCCCUUCCCACAAUUCCAUAUCUGAAUCUCAAAACUUUACCCCUUCCCAAGCACUCUCCCUCAAAUGUCUUCCGACAACGACAAUAUUAACAAAUCGAGUUUGGUGCAAAACGAAGAUAGAAAGAGUAUACAAUACACGAUGUAUGUGGUAUCCCCGAGAUUCGGGACUAGUCCACGGGAGAGUAUGACACUCUUUGGCAUCUAUCUUAUUACUGUUUUUUAUAGUUCCAGCAGCUACCUUACAAAAGGUAUAUAUAGUAGGGGAUAAACCCUACUCGACCACACAACACGUAACCGGGCCGCAAAAAUACAAGAAAGGACCAACUACCCAAGGCUCGGAUGAAGCUCCACAAUGCGAUCUCACCAAUGCUUUUUCCCUCCAUCAAUGGCUCGAUACUAUCCGGCCAUAUGAGGUCUAAAACCUCGCCGCUCAGUCCCACGUUGAUGUCGGCUUCGAAAUCCCUAAGCACUGCCAAUGUUGUCGCCAUCGGCGACCUCCGCCUCCUCGAGGCCAUCAGAUCUCACUUUCAAGACACGGGUCAAGCUCACAUCCGCUACUACCAGGUCGGAUCUUUCGUAAGCGCUAAUGAAACAAUCGAUAACACUUGGCACAUGGCAGCGGGCAACUACGUUGAAAUGCUGAGCCAGGAUGUCGACGAGCUUUCCCUUCGUCUCCCUGCUAGAACAAUGACCACUUGACUCGACAAUUUGAUGCUGAGCGAAGAGGGCGUGAAUGAAUGGAUAAGAAAGCUUGCUUAAUCUGUGUAGCUCUUAACCAAAAUUAAUUCAUUUUUAAAAAUAAAUAAUAACGUGGUAUAGUCAAAGAUUUGACUUCUUGCCAUGUCAGCAAUAAAUGUGCCACUUCACAGUCAACUAACAGUUGACUAGAUGGAAAGUUAACAGUUUGGGUAUUAAAUUAUUUUUGAAAAGGUUUGACUAUUAUUUUGCUUAAAACGAAAAAGGUUUGGCUAUUAUAUUGUGUUUACCCUAAAACAAACUUAAAUUAGCUUAGCCAAUGAUAAACUAGACAUAGAAAACUCAUGUGUAGACAUCCUAUGAAUACAAACAAAUUAGGUUAAACAAUAUACAAUAUUAGUUUAAAGGUUAAAAAAGUUCCCUAUAUUCCUCACCAUACAAAGUUCCCUACGAUCCCGAAGUUUCCAAGUCUAAAGCUUUGUAAGUGCAAAUGAAUUUAGUGAGCCAAACCUAACUAUAAAUACGAGAUUCCAUAGUAAUUAUUAUUUUAGUAAUUGAACUAUUAGGUCAUGCCUACGAAUUAGUAAGGUUAACAAUAAUAUAUACUUACCAAAAUAUGUCGGAGUUGUGUUCUUCAGAAUAAUGUUGGAGAUGUGUUGUUUGCUUGAGUGUGGUAGUGUAGGAACUGUUGGCAGAGAUGAAGUUUUGACGAGAAGAGUUUGAGAGAUAUGAAAGUGAAGUUAUGAGAGUUUGAGAUUUUUUGCUUGUUUAACCUUCCAUCCAGUUUGUUAUAUAUAUAUUGAAUGGUCAAAUAAAAUGGUCAAACAGUCGUUGUAAAAGUAGCAACCGUAGAAGGAAUCAGAUUCCUAGAAGCCAAUUUCACGGACAUAAUAGGAAAAAGUGAACAAUGACACCUGAAUAUGAACGAAAUCGCUCGUAUAAUAGCGUUUUUGACAAUUCAGCUUCGAUCGAGCCAUCGAUUGCUAGAUGACAAAUAUGGAUGCAAAGCGCAAAUAAAUAGCGAUAACACUUCUAUGCAGGCGUUCACUCCUGACUUUGGGCGUUGACGCCCCUAUGGAAGCGCUCACGCUAAAUAACCCCUCCAACCGACUACUUUUGUAAAUUAUAUGCUUCACCAGUUAGAUUUUUACCUUUUAUUUUGGUAAAUUUGCCCGUUUAUUUUGGUAAAUUUUUUUAUAACAUUAGACACAAUUAAAUAAUAGUUGGACUAAGUUGCGGCAAAGUAAGCUAAACGAAGCAGGCAACGCCACCAUAGAAGCUCACUAAUUGUGCUAGUGAUGAUGUAAGAGAAAUCCGGGAAUCCGCACUCGCUCACGAAUCAGAAUACACAGCUCUCACUUUUUAGCGUUUUUUUCUGAAUUUUCUCUCAACAACUCGAAAAUAAAGGAUAGGGCGGAAUUGUCUUGCAACUUCACCACAAAUCUGGAAGAUGCUCGAACAAUAUAAAGGUAGCAACUCUACCACAAUCAAGGGGAAUACCUGAUUGAUACAGAGCUCACUCGAAUGCAGGAGAUCCACCAAGAAACAAUGACAAAAUCCACGAGAAAAAACUCAAUGAAGUGAAAAGGGGUUUUCCAUUAACAAAGUAUGAAUAAUCUGAAUAGUCUGUGAAAAUUCGUAGCUUAAAACACUUUAAAUAGGUAUGGAAAAAUAACCUAAUGAAACACCAAAAAGGAAAAUAAUUCUAAACGAAAAAGGCAACAAAACUCGUCAGAACCCGAAACCCGGUCGGGUAUUUAGCUAUCCUGGCCGGGAAAACCACUGGACACAUUCCACGGUCACCCUCUUUAAAUCCCUGGUCGGGGAUUAGGCACUUCUGGCCGAGGGUUACAUAAUCAUAUCAAGUGAUGACCCUAGCAGAAGAACGAGAGACAACCUGGUGCUUCUUACUAAGCCAUAAAAUCGAAAAGUCCCUAGUUGGAUGUAAUAUACAAAAAUAGAAUGA
This is a messenger RNA of Linum trigynum, 3124 nucleotides long. The record is from the annotation of a GenBank genome assembly. NCBI's taxonomy places the organism in Eukaryota, Viridiplantae, Streptophyta, Magnoliopsida, Malpighiales, Linaceae.